Nothobranchius furzeri (turquoise killifish) is the source of this 4095-nucleotide messenger RNA. RefSeq names its product vitellogenin 3, phosvitinless (gene vtg3). Gene Ontology annotation, biological process: cellular response to estrogen stimulus; response to estradiol; lipid transport. Gene Ontology annotation, molecular function: lipid carrier activity. Lineage: Eukaryota; Metazoa; Chordata; Actinopteri; Cyprinodontiformes; Nothobranchiidae. The record is from RefSeq and is a predicted model, not a curated record.
GUCUGAUCAUCUAUCAAUCCAAAAUGUGAGAGGAUGAAAUCCUGCACUUAUAUAAAGGACAAACAUGAAGACAUCUCCACUCCUCUUUCACCAUGCGGGGCGUCCUUCUGUGCUGCCUUGUGGCUCUGGCCGCAUGUCAAAAUUUACACUAUGAUCUGACCCUGAAUCCAAAGAAAACCUAUGACUACAAAUAUGAAGGAGAAGUGAGCUUCGGACUGAACGAGCCAAACUUGGCCGAGUCUGGCGUGAAAAUAAGGUGCAAGGCCAAAAUCAGCGGCGUGUCCAAUCAGACGUUCCUGCUUCAGAUCUCAGAUCUAGAGUUUGCUGAGUACAAUGGCUUCCGGGGGAAAAACGACUACAAUGCUUCCCCAAAACUCACAAAGAGAAUUGCUGCUGAGCUCGCCAAACCUUUCAUGUUCGAGUACACCAGCGGACACAUCGGUGACAUCCACGCCUCGGCUGACACCUCCACCACUGUCAUCAACAUCGUGAGAGGAAUACUCAAUUUCUUCCAAGUGACUGUAAAGACCACACAGAGCAUCUAUGAGCUGGAGGAGUAUGGAAUUCAUGGCAAGUGUCAGAGCAACUACGCCAUUGAAGAAGACGAGGACACAAAGGUGUGGAACAUCACUCAGGUUGUGGAUGUCACCAACUGCAAAGAGAAAGCAGCAAUUCACAAGGGAAUGGUCACUGCUGUGGAGGACAAGUUAUCCAAAGAGAGAGGGGAGUCUGUGGUUUCCACCAUGAGGUAUGUUUACACAGUCAAGCCCACAGCAGAGGGGGGUCUCAUUACCAAAGCCCACGGCCUGGAACGACAGUUCUUCAGCCCCUUCAACGUGAAGGGUGGCACAUUUGAGAUGCAAGCCAUGAAGGAGCUGGAGCUGCUUGGUGUGAGCGACACGGUUGGAACCAUCACAUCUGGACCCAUGGAAAGCAAAGGCAACAUUGUUUACAAGUUUACCGAUGUUGACGUUCAUUUUCCCAUCAUGAUGCAGAACCUGGACAACCCCAUGCCUAAGGCUGUGGAACUUAUCAAGCAUCUGGCUGAUGACAAUCUUUACAGCAUUGCUGAUACAACCACGGAGGAUAUUAUGAAGGUGUACCAGUUGAUGAAGGUGAUACCUUAUGAAGAACUGGAGCUCAUGUGGAAGCAGUUCUCACAAAACCCAGAGUACAGGCGCUGGUUUCUGGACCUGACUUUUGAAAUUGGUGAUGCCAAAGUCCUGAGAUUCCUGGAAAGCCGGUUCCAGGCAAGAGAUCUGUCUCCAACUGAAGCCUGGCAAACCUUUUUGAUGACUAUUGAGCAUCUGCAGGCGACUCCAGAGCUGGUGGAGAAGGCCAAAGCCUUCCUGAAAAUGCCAUUCAGCAAAUCCAACACCUAUCUGUGGCACACUGUGGUUCUCUCCUAUGGCUCUCUGGUCUACAAGCACUGUGCAUAUUACACACCAUGUCCAGUGACCGCUGUUCAGCCACUGCUGGACAUGGCCACUGAUGCUCUGAGGAGAGGUGAAAAGGACGAAAUGGUCCUCGCUCUGAAAGCCCUGGGGAACGCGGGUCAUCCUGGGAGCAUUAAGACAAUCAUACGUUUCCUUCCUGGAGUUGCUGCCACCCCUGUGGAUCUGCCUCUUCAUGUUGAGAGUGCAGCGGUACAGGCAAUGAGACUGAUUGCAGUCAGAGACCCUCACACUGUCCAAGACAUCACCAUGAGCCUGCUCCUGCAAAAGAAACUUUCAGCAGAGAUCCGCAUGUUGGCCUUCAUGAUCCUUUUUGACACCAAGCCUUCGAUGGCUGUCGUCUCCACGGUGACAAUGCAUCUGCUGGAUGAAGAAGACCUUCAUGUUGGUAGCUUUGCAUACUCUUACCUCCAAGGCCUUGCCAGAUCCUGGACUCCAGACAAUCACUUCCUCUCAACUGCUUCCAGUGUAGCUAUGAAAAUCCUCGCUCCUAGGUUUGCUCGUUUCAGCUAUAACUACAGCAAAGCGAGGCACGCAGACUGGUUCAGUGAUAAAUUCCUAGUUGGUGCAGCAUCUGAGUUCUUCAUGCUGAAAAGUGCAAACCACAUACUUCCCACUGAGAUCAUGGCAAAGGGAAAGUUCCACAUCAUCGGUAGAAUCAUCCAACUGAUGGAGUUGGGAAUCCGUGUUGACGGACUUAAGGAUCUGUUUGGAACAAGCAUUCCCGGAUUUAAAGGAGACUUCAGCUUUGACGACCUUAAGGCUGUUUUCAGAGUGCUUCAAAACUGGGAGAAAAUGCAAGACGAUGAGCCGGUUGUUUCAGCGUAUUCUCGGGCCACCGGUCAGGAGUGGUUCUACGCUGACAUCACCAAGGAGACCAUCCGCAACAUCAUCACGGCACUGAGUCCUGCUGCAGGGAGAUCAAGUCUUCUGUGGGCUGUGAUGGAGAACUUGCUGGGAGGAGCUUCUUGGCACUUCACACGGUCGUUCUUGAUCCUUGAGGCUCGUCACGCCCAAGCCACGUCUCUGGGUCUGCCUGUGGAGAUUAGCAAAUAUUACAAUGCUCUUACUGCUGUAGCAGUUAAAGCCAAAGCCACCAUAAGCCCACAACCAACCGAACAGCUUGCACAGCUCCUCAGUUCUGAGAUUUCACUGGAAACAGAAGCUUUUGCUGGAAACACAAAGGACUUCUGGGUUUUCUAUGGAAUCAACACGGAUCUGUUCCAGUGUGGCUCUGAGUUCAAGAGCAAAGUUUCCACUGCUGUUCCAUGGAAGUUUACAGCCAAUAUCAAUGUUGCAGAAAAGAGAUUUGAGCUCGACUUCCCCACUUGCAAGGGAGAGAUUGAACUGUUUUCAAUGAGGUCUGAUGUGAAUGCAGUCUCCAGGAACAUUGAAGAGCCAGAUUUGGCCAAAGCAACACCAAUAAUGCUGACCUCUGACCCCACUGAAAGCAGGACUUCCAACAUCUGGCAUCCGUCCUCUAAGCUGUGUGCAGAGAGUAAUUCCUACGGAGUGGGUGUGUGUGCAGAGUAUGAGCUGAAGAGGGAGUAUUACCAUGACGAAUACCCCCUGUACUACUUCCUGGGAUACACUGACAUGGCGGUUAAAGUCGUUCCAGUCCAGACAGUCAAACCUGUUGACAAAAUCCACUUAGAGGUAACCGCCGGUCCCAGCUCACAUCUGAUGAAUGCACACCAGCUGCUUCAGAAUCUGAGGAGCCUUUCCAAGGAAGCAAUGGAGAAAAUGAACAUGUCUUCAGAUUCAUCUUCAAGUCAGAGAAAAUCACAGAGAGACCAGAACAUCAGGAUGGAUGCUGCAGCACCUGAAGCUGUCUUCAAUUUCAAAGUCUUUGCUGAGAGUCAGAACCAGAAGCCCGAGGGUUAUGAUGUAGCUGUGUACUAUACACCCGAGGCGAAUGCUCAAAAUGCCCAGCUAAUUGUCUCCCAAGUUGGAGCCAACACCAACUGGAAGCUGUGCCUCGACACCAGUUUAGACGCUCGCGUCAAGGCAAAGACUCACGUUAGAUGGGGAGCUGAGUGUCAGACCUAUGACAUGUCAAUGCUAGCUGCUGCAGAAUUAAAUACUACCAAGCCAAAGGUCGAAGUCAAAGCACAAUGGACCAAGCUCCCAGAAUACAUGGAGGAAAUCAGCCGAAGAAUUGAAAGAUACAUCCCUGGCAUGGCUUUCCUUUAUGGAUUCUAUAGGGAAAACGAGGAAAACAACAAACAAGAAGUUUCUGCAUCCAUUGUUGUUGCCUCAAAGGACAGCUGCAAUGUGAAGGUUGAAUUCCCAGAGUACACCAUGUACCGUGAGGCCGUGCAUUUCCCCAGACCAUCUGUCCAGUUCCAGGAGUAUCUGAAAAACAUCACAUCUUCAGUGUCUUAGACUUCGAUGGCUUAAAACAAACACGGCCAGAUCCACACGGAGCCAGACAUUCGACGUGCCAUCGCUGAGGAAACACCUGCAGUAGUAAAGCAUCGUAAUAAUCUCUCAGAGCUGAAAAUGUUUAGAUUUAUUCAUCUGAGACCUUGUUAAUGUGUCAACACUGCUGUGUAAGAACAAAUGGUGUAAAUGCAUACUUGUAUUACAAAUUAUGUUAAAAAAAUCUUCCAAAAAUAAAAUUCAGAUUUAAGAAAAAGCA